CUGCCGACAGCCGACUGUCCAGUGUCCAUCUGUAUUUGAGUUUUGACAUUAACAUGAGUACAUAUUUUCCUUAUAAACACGGGAAAUGAUAUAAAUUAAUAUAACCUGAUAACCUCAUUAAAUUUAUUGUAGAUGAUUGUUACAUGAAUAUGUAUAGCAAUAAAAUAUAAUGGAUCAAAUAAAUAUACUAACUAAAAACCUGAAAGAACUAAGUAAAAGGAAGUCUGUAAAGUAUGGGCUGCCUUUUAUAUUAUUUGUAGUAGGUGGAUCAUUCGGCUUACGAGAAUGGACACAAGUUAGGUAUCAGUUUGCUAGAGUUAAGGGUGUUACCAAAGAAGAAGCUGAAAAAAUGGGACUUCAUAAAGCAAGAGAACCAACUUUAGAAGAUGCUUAUGAAGAAAUACAAAAGCUAGACAUUGAUAACUGGGAGAACAAGCGUGGUCCAAGACCAUGGGAAACCAGUGAUGCACAACCUGGAAAAUAAUUUUUGUUAUAUGUAAACUAAGUAGUACUUAUUUAUUAAAUAGUUGUUCAAUAUAAAA
Molecule: messenger RNA, 542 nt
Organism: Colias croceus (clouded yellow)
Lineage: Eukaryota; Metazoa; Arthropoda; Insecta; Lepidoptera; Pieridae
Gene: l(3)neo43
Product: cytochrome c oxidase assembly protein COX16 homolog, mitochondrial
Exons: 2
Coding region: 170-484 (104 amino acids)
Biological process (GO): mitochondrial respiratory chain complex IV assembly
Cellular component (GO): mitochondrial inner membrane
Source: RefSeq, a predicted model, not a curated record